Molecule: messenger RNA, 1650 nt
Organism: Colletotrichum gloeosporioides
Lineage: Eukaryota; Fungi; Ascomycota; Sordariomycetes; Glomerellales; Glomerellaceae
Product: Fumonisin B1 esterase
Exons: 1
Coding region: 1-1650 (549 amino acids)
Source: RefSeq, a predicted model, not a curated record
AUGAAGUUCCAAUAUUCUUCACUGCUAAUGGCAGCUUCGGCGGCCGUCGCCCAGACCACCACCCCGGCCCCGACUGCGACCGCCGGCUCCGGCACCAUGCCCUCCGUCACUCUCGACUACUGCACCGUGGUCGCUACCGCCGGCAACGAGUCCGUCGGAUACUACAAGUACCAGAACAUCCGCUUUGCCGCCGUCCCGACCGGCGACCUCCGCUGGGCUAAGCCCCAGGACCCUCCCGUCGAGGCGGAGGUCAACACUGGCGACUUGGCUUCCGCCGACGUUGCUUGCAGCUCCGAGGAGGACUGCUUGUACAUGGAUGUCUGGGCCCCUGCCAACUCCGAGGGCAAGAACCUGCCCGUGAUGGUCUGGACGUAUGGCGGAGGCUUCACCGGUGGCAGCAAGUCCGAGAACACCCCCGAGGGUCUCUUCGAUCUGUCCCAGGAUUUUGUCUACGUUGCCUACAACUACCGUCUCGGCAUGACUGGCUUGGCCAACGGUCCCACCUUCUUGCACGAGGGCGGCACCUCCAACACUGCCAUCUGGGAUGUCGAGCACGCCUUCAAGUGGACCAAGAAGUACAUCUCCCAGUUCGGCGGUAACCCCGAUGAGAUCACUGCAGUUGGUUUCUCCGCCGGCGCCUCCCAGGUCCUCUUCCAGAUGACCCGCUUCGCCGGCCACGCCGAGCAGCUCUACAGCCGCGCCUACGUCAUGUCCCCCGGCUUCGUCCCCGGCGCCGGCCACCAACACGCCGACGCCUUCUGGCUGAACGUUUCCUCCGAGGCCGGCUGCGCGGGCGGCAGCAUUGAGUGCAUGCGCAGCGUCGACUUCGACACGCUCAACACCGCCGCCACCACCGUCCAGGACGCCUACACUUACCAGUUCCAGCCCCGCGUCGAUGGCGACAUCAUCGCCGACACGUACGAGGCCCAGCUCUAUCAGGGCCGCUUCAACUUUUCCGGCCCCGUCGUCGCCACCCACGAGCUGCACGAGGCCAACUCCCAGUCCUACUCGGGCGUGAACACCACCGAGGACGUCGCGACCUACCUCCGCAUCUUCUUCCCCGCCAUCGCCGACUCCGUCGUCGACGAGAUCCUCGCGCUGUACCCCGAGGACGACUACACCGAGCCCGGCCUGCGCUUCGCCGACAUGAAGCAGCACUUCGACCUGACCGCGCACAACCUCGCCCUCACCCACGCCAUGAACAACCAGACCUGGAACGGCCUCGUCGCGCUUGACCAGGCUACCCACGGCACUGACCAGAGCUACUACUGGUACAGCACCUACACCCUGUCGUCCUCCUUCGACAGUACCACGACCACGACCACCGCCGCCUCCAACGCGACUGCUACUUCCGCCGCUGCCUCUGCCACCGCCUCCUCCAGCGCCGGCGGCCCUCCCAGCGGGGGUGGCAUGGGCGGCAGCACCUCUGUCAACGCCACCAUCGCCGUCAUGAUGCAGAAGUACCUCAUGUCCUUUGUGCUUACCGGCAACCCCAACACCAUGUGGGCCGAGGACAAGCUCGAGUGGCCCCAGUACGGCAACGACACCACUGCCGGCACCCAGAUCGUCUUCAAUACCACCUUCUACCUUGACGAGGAUGACCUUGCGAACGACAAGGCCCUCUUCUGGAACAAGGCCACCUGGUACUAA